AUGACCUGUGGCACAGUAGAUUUCAUCGCCACUCAGGACUAUAUGGUUCGACCCCCGGUACCUCCAGUUUAUGUCUUCUGUUUCGAGAAGAGUUACACAGCAGUGUCCACGGGGUUGGUCCGUGUGGCAGCUACUGCUAUAAAGGACACUCUCCCGAGUCUACCUGAGCGGUCACAGAUCGCCCUCAUGACAUUUGAUGACAAGAGUGUGAGCAUCUUCGAUUUGCAGAGUGCGAAUGGUACGGAAUAUGUGAUUACUGAUGUGGACGAUCCCUUCCUACCUAAGCCCAUGGAUAGCCUUCUAGUGAACGUCUAUGAUGAUGCUGUUAAUGCCACUAUUAAUAACGUCCUCGACAGCCUCGCCGAGAUGAACCCUCCAUCAGUGGCCACUGACUGCUGCUGUGUCACAGCUGCAGUGAAAAUGGCCAACUUGGUCAUGCGUCAUCUCGGUGGCAAGCUGAGUAUCUUCUCGUGCACUAAGCCCAUUGAGCUCACACCUAGCAAGUUGAAGAAGGAAGAAAGGGCUCCUGGUAGUAGAGAGAUAGGGGUCUAUCCUGAGGGCCCCGAACGUGUGUUGCAGAUGCCUCGAGCAUGA
Messenger RNA from Perkinsus marinus ATCC 50983, 594 nucleotides. RefSeq lists its product as hypothetical. The record is from RefSeq and is a predicted model, not a curated record. Gene Ontology annotation, molecular function: SNARE binding; zinc ion binding. The transcript has 3 exons. Gene Ontology annotation, cellular component: endoplasmic reticulum exit site; COPII vesicle coat. Bases 1 to 594 code for a protein of 197 amino acids. NCBI's taxonomy places the organism in Eukaryota, Perkinsozoa, Perkinsida, Perkinsidae. Gene Ontology annotation, biological process: intracellular protein transport; endoplasmic reticulum to Golgi vesicle-mediated transport; COPII-coated vesicle cargo loading.